CACUAGUCUAGAAGUAAACACCUUAUUUUCGCUUGUUAGCAAGUAAUUCAUGUUCCGUGCAUUUUUUGCUGCUGGUGUUAGGAAAUUCUGUUCACAUCAGGCUAUAGCCGGCAAUGCACCAAUGAAGUACCUCAACGUAGCGGAAAAAAAUGAUGCAGCCAAAAAUAUUGCCGGUUUACUAUCGCGUGGGUCAUCCCAACGGCGCGAAGGAUAUUCUCCGUACAAUAAAAUAUACGAAUUCAACUACAACAUCCAAGGGCAGCAAGUGCAGAUGUUGAUGACCUCGGUAUCGGGUCAUUUGCUGAACUAUGAAUUUCUGCCUUCGUUUCGGGGAUGGCACAGUUGCAAUCCGGAGCAGCUUUUCGAUGCUCCAGUUCGGAAAAACUGUACCGAAAACAUGGAUAAGAUCAAAAAAACUUUGGAGCGAGAAGUUCGCAGUUGUCAAACGUUGAUCAUUUGGACCGAUUGUGAUCGAGAAGGCGAAAACAUUGGAUUUGAAAUUAUCGAAGUGUGUCGGGCAAUCAAGCCGCAGAUCCGGGUGUUGAGGGCAAAAUUUUCCGAGAUAACGGCACCGUCUGUGAAGCGGGCCAUAGAGAAUCUGUCCGCGCCCGAUGAGCGACAGAAUGAGGCGGUCAAUGUGCGCAGUGAGUUGGAUCUCCGUAUCGGAGCAGCGUUUACACGAUUUCAGACCCUGCGGUUGCAGAACGUGUUCCCGGCGAAGAUAGUUAACAAUCUGGUGUCGUACGGAAGUUGCCAAAUCCCUACUUUGGGAUUUGUGGCUCAACGGUACAAAGAGAUUGAAAGGUUCAUACCUCAGGGGUUUUGGAAAAUUAAGUUAAACCACACUAUCGAUGAACUGACGGUUGAAUUCAACUGGGCAAGGAAUCGUCUAUUCGAUAAGCAAUGCUGUGAGGCGUAUUUAAUGCUGUGCCAAGCAGAUCCACCGGUGAAAAUCGUAAGCGUUACAAACAAACCGAAAAGUAAGUGGAGACCAACACCACUGGAUACGGUUGAACUGGAAAAACUUGGUUCCAGGAAGCUGAAAAUCAGCGCCAAGCAAACAAUGACCAUAGCGGAGAAACUUUACACGCAAGGUAUAAUCAGCUAUCCCCGUACUGAGACUAACAUGUUCUCCAACGAUAUGAAACUGGCACCGCUAGUAGAAAUGCAAACCGACAAUCCAGAGUGGGGUGGGUUUGCCCAGAAAGUGCUACAAUGGGGACCAAAUCCUCGCAACGGCAAGAAAUCCGACCAGGCACAUCCUCCUAUUCAUCCGACUAAGUACGUCACUAACCUAAACGGUGAUGAGAGAAAAAUCUACGAGCUGGUGGUGCGUCAUUUCCUGGCUUGCAUUAGUAAGGAUGCUCUCGGAUCGGAGACGGUCGUUAAUGCUGUGUUAGCGGAUGAGGAAUUCACAGCUUCCGGAUUGUGUAUUCUCGAGCGAAACUACUUGGAGGUUUAUCCUUACGACCGAUGGAACUCGAGAGAGAUACAUCCCUAUCAGGUGGGGAAUACAUUUGAACCGACGGAAUUGAGUUUACACGAAGGUUCAACGACGGCACCUAACAUGCUGACUGAGGCGGAUUUGAUUGCGUUAAUGGAGAAGCAUGGCAUUGGAACUGAUGCGACUCAUGCAGAACAUAUCAAUACGAUUAAGGAGCGUGGAUAUAUUGGAGAGGCUGAUCGGGGAUUUCUGGUUCCUGGAACGUUAGGCAUGGGACUGGUGGAAGGCUAUGAAGCGAUGGACCUUUCGCUUGCCCAACCGGAACUUCGAGCAGGGCUCGAAGCUGACUUGAAAUUGAUCUGCGAAGGAAGUAAAGAUCCCAAACUUGUGCUUGAGGAGCAAAUUCAGAAGUACAAGGAAGCCUACCGGGUGAUAACGCAGAAAGCGCGAGCACUCGAUCAAGCCAUGGGACAGCGGUUGAACGAAGUGCCAAAGGAUGCUCCUCAAUUCAAUUCCGGUGGUUCUAUUCAGGAAGUGUGCAAGUGUCCAAAAUGCUCCCAAAUGAUGUGCCUUAAGAUGAAAAAGGACGGUAACGGUUUCUACCUGGGCUGCCUAGGUUUCCCUGAGUGCAGGAAUAGCGUGUGGUUCGAUGAUAAUAUCAAGGAAGCAUCAGGAACAGAUGAAGUAUGCUCAAAAUGCGGAGGAGGUAAUAAGAAAAUAAUGGUUAAAUUUAAACAUACGCGCCUAUAUGGUUAUCUAAACCACAUGAAUGCCGAUUCGUACAAAACCUGCAUCGUAUGCGACAACAAGUUCCGAGAGAUUCUUGGAAUCGACGACAGUCUGGUGAAACAAUUUAGAUCGAAUGGCAUUCGAACGGAUGUAGCUGCUGCACCGCGAGGAAAUGCUUCUUUUGGAAAUUCCGCAAGCACUCGACCGUCCCAGAACUUUCCAAGCAAUCCAUCGAGUGGACGUGGCACCGGUGGUAGUGCGAACAACGACGGACGCAGCGGCUGGGGCUCCAACAACGAUAACGAUGAUGAUCGCCGAGGUGGUGGUGGUGGGGCAAUCUCAUCCGGUACUCGAUCCAACAAUACCUCAAGUAGUGGCUGGGGGAGCGGUUCCAGCUCCUCAAAUACGACACAAAAUAGAGUGGGUGGUCCACGACCAAACCAGCUCAAUUCUGAUACUACACGGAACAUAAAUCCGAAACCAGCUCCACCACCACCGCGGACGUCUUUCGGAGCAAACGCCGUGGAAAUACGUUGUGGCUGCAAUCUCCCAGCAAAGCCACUUACCGUCCGGAAAGAUGGUCCUAAUAAGGGGCGUCCAUUUUUCGGCUGUACUAAAGAGCAAGGCAAGCAGUGUGGAUUUUUCAAGUGGGCUGAUGAAGAUAACGCUCCCCAAGGGGGAGCCUCGGGUAGUUCUACGUGGGGACAAACCAGGCCGCCUCCACCUCCGCAUGAUAGUUUCGGGGGCGGAGGAGGAAGUCGUGGUGGGUCCACUUCGGAAUGGGGACGAUCGAACAAUAAAGGUCCCAAUGCUAAGGGUGGAGAUCGUCCGAAAGCGACAAGAAAAUGUGGAUUCUGUAGACAGGAAGGGCACACCAAGGCCAAGUGUCCCCAGCGGGAAAGUAUGGAUUAUUAACGUUACAUGUUGGGCGUUUUGCGUUGAGCAUUUAGAUAAGGUUGUAACUCUUGUUUUUGUAUAUAAAGAAUAAUG
Molecule: messenger RNA, 3163 nt
Organism: Ochlerotatus camptorhynchus
Lineage: Eukaryota; Metazoa; Arthropoda; Insecta; Diptera; Culicidae
Gene: Top3alpha
Product: topoisomerase 3-alpha
Exons: 5
Coding region: 50-3088 (1012 amino acids)
Biological process (GO): DNA topological change
Cellular component (GO): chromosome; nucleus
Molecular function (GO): DNA binding; zinc ion binding; DNA topoisomerase type I (single strand cut, ATP-independent) activity
Source: RefSeq, a predicted model, not a curated record